Messenger RNA from Mus musculus (house mouse), 3711 nucleotides. RefSeq names its product CD99 antigen-like 2 (gene Cd99l2). The transcript is spliced from 12 exons. Gene Ontology annotation, cellular component: extracellular region; anchoring junction; plasma membrane. The coding region runs from base 596 to 1096 and encodes 166 amino acids. Lineage: Eukaryota; Metazoa; Chordata; Mammalia; Rodentia; Muridae. The record is from RefSeq and is a predicted model, not a curated record.
UGUCCCGCCUUCAGACUGCGGCCAAGUCCCAGAGACAGCAGUGUUUCCCGUCUCGUGCAGUGGGCCCAGCAGAGUCAGCCUCUCAACUCCCCCCUCUCCCCCCGCAGGCAUCUAGGCGCGCCUCGCCACCGCCCUCCCUGGCUGAGCUAGUAGUGCCAGCUCUGGGCGGGGUCCUGCGGUUGUGCUAGGCUCCUCCUCCCCGGCUCCUCCCCUCCCCCUCGGGCCCUCCUGCGCUAACUGUGCUCCUCCGGGCCCCUGCGCCUGCUCCCAGCCAUGGUGGCCAGGCUCACGGCUUUCCUCGUUUGCCUCGUUUUCUCCUUGGCCACCCUUGUCCAGAGAGGAUAUGGAGACACAGAUGGUUUUAAUCUGGAGGAUGCACUGAAAGAAACUUCCUCAGUAAAGCAGAGAUGGGACCACUUCAGCACCACGACUAGGAGGCCAGUAACAACCAGAGCCCCAGCAAAUCCAGCAGAGAGAUGGGACCAUGUUGCCACUACUACAACUAGAAGGCCAGGAACAACUAGAGCACCAUCAAAUCCUAUGGAACUAGAUGGGUUUGACUUGGAAGAUGCCUUGGAUGAUCGAAAUGAUCUAGAUGGUCCCAAAAAGCCAAGUGCAGGAGAAGCAGGAGGUUGGUCAGACAAGGAUCUUGAAGACAUCGUGGAAGGUGGGGGAUACAAACCUGACAAGAAUAAAGUAUGUCCAAGGCAGAGUAAUUAAUGAAGGAAAGAAGUUUAUUUACCUCACAGUUCUGGGAGCUGGAAGACGGAGAUUGGUGGCUACAUCUGGCGGUGGUGGUUAUGGCAGCAACGAUGACCCUGGAUCUGGCAUAUCGACAGAAACUGGCACCAUUGCAGGUGUGGCCAGUGCCCUUGCUAUGGCCCUGAUUGGAGCUGUAUCCAGCUACAUCUCCUACCAGCAGAAGAAGUUUUGCUUCAGCAUUCAGCAUGCAGCAGAAGGUCCAGAGGGCCUCAAUGCAGACUACGUGAAGGGGGAGAACCUGGAAGCUGUUGUGUGUGAGGAGCCCCAAGUGACAUACUCAAAACAAGAAACGCAGUCUGCAGAACCCCCACCACCCGAGCCACCCCGGAUUUGAGGCAGGUACAUCUGAAGGAAGCCACCGCUUGUGACCCAGCUCCGGAUUUCAUUUGCCAAUCCUUUCCCCAAGUUUCUUCCCAUGCCACUGGCUGCUUAUUGUAGUGAGUUUUCUGGACAAGCCUUAGGUGUUCAUGAGUGUGGUUUCUGUGCCCUGUCCUGCAGACUACAGUGACUGCUCUGCCAUGGGUCCUCUAAAGAGACUUGGUUCUGAGACUUGAGACCCACAUUCAGCAGAUUCCUAGCACCAGCAGUGAAAGUUUCUGGGUGAUGGAGACAGCUGGAUUCAGCCUUAGCAUGGGAAAAGGAGGAUGCCCAAGGUGGGGGUGGCCCAGAGGAUGGUUGGGGCAGCACUGCAGAACGUUUCUGGUUAGGCAGUCUCUAGGUUCUAUGAAAUCCUUUGCCUACAUGCUGUAGUGGGUUGUUUGUUGUGGUGCUGACCACUGAGAGCUGUGAGGAGCAUGCUCAACGGGCAUCUGGUGCAUAUGGAACCCAUUUUAAGACAAAUCAGACAGCACCAAGCUGCAACACACAUACAUGUGUACACACACACACUCACACACACCCUACAUGUGUGCGCACACACACAUAACACCUAGGCACUUUUAAAAAAUCGAUUGUUCUUCCCAACUUCAUGUUUCAUAUUGGUCAGCUUCCAGAGAGCUUGUCCAGGUGAAGGCUCUUCAGUGAUUUUAGUGCAAACAUGGUCUCACAAUAGUCUUACCCCAAGAUUAGAAAGAAGGAGCAUAUGGGAGCUGUGACUUGCGGUUGGAUUCCUAUCAGACUGUGUAGGGAUCUCCGGCUGGCCUGGUUAACAGGUCUUGGAAGUCACCUACAAAUGAACUUUCUCCCAGGUCAGGGUGGGUGUUUACACUACCCUGUACAUGAUCUUAUUUAAGUAGCAAGAGCUACAGAUCCUGAGAAUGAACGUGGAAACCAGAAGCAUGCUUGUUGUUUUAUUAGAAGUGGAUGGGGAAAGGGGAAGGUAGGGGAAGGGAUACUAGCUUAGCUGCCUUUGUAGUUGUGUAGCUGUCCUCCCUGUCUGCUCUGAAAAGGGCUCUGACCAUGUUCAUAGCGGUAAAUACAGGAAACCAAGGGCCAGGGCCAGAGCUGACUGCUACCCCUAGUUUGGGCUGGAUCUGCCUGCUUCCUGGAUUGUUUCUUUGGCUCCAGUGAGCUUGAUAGUGAACCCUGCAGGUGAAAGCUAAGCUAGUUUCCACCCCAUAUGAACUAAUAGUUUGCCACGUCAAACGGCACUUCUGAAAGCAAUGUGUGUCACUGUGAAGGCAAGAUCUACAGCUCCUCUGGACAACAUGAUUGGCCCCAUAUAUCCCAUAAGCUGUGAAUUGGCUCCUUCACCUCUGCUGAGCUGGGAAGAGGCAACACUCACCUUAAGAAACUCCCUAACUCUUGUGCUGUCUAAUGCAUGCCUUGAGUGUGUUUGCUGUUUAAAGACUAUUCUUGGUGGAGGGCUGCUGGUGGUGUCAUGUUUCCAGGCAGCCUGAACACCAACUCCUACUGUAUACCUGUGGGCGAUGAGAUGCCCCCUUUGCUUGGCCUUUGGUCCCAGACGGUCCAGGUCUGAGGAUCCAAUAGGGAAGCUGGAGCACUGGGAAAAUGACACUAAGAUGGAAAAAAAAAAAAGCUCAUGGCCUCAGGAAGCCCGCCUUAUUCUUCAGGAGGUUAAUAAGCAAAGAAGGCAUCACUUGCAAGAUGUGUCCGUUUCUAGAACCUCUUAACUUGCUGGUCGGAUUGCUGUCAACAUUGUCAGGAUUGUGCCUUACUGACACCAAGGACAACAGGAGAUGAUGGUGCCACCAUUUGGCCAGUGCUGGGCUAUAGGUGACUUAAAGGAAGGAUUUUAGUAUUUCUGGUCUGUUGACAUGUAGCUAGCUAGGGUAAUCUCAGGAGGGUUGUCUACCUUUAUGCUGAGGCCUGUCUGAUGGCAAAGCCCUCAAACCCCACGGCCAUGAUGUAAAAUAAAUGCCCUCUUGUUAAACUGUUUUCUCAAUAGCACUGGUUCCAGUGAAAAAGAGCUCUAAUUUGCUCUCCCUUAGCUACCUCGGUGCCUUUUGCAUAAAGCCCUUCUGCAUAAAACCCAUCACUCAGCCCGCAGGCGCUAGCUAAGUGGCUGGACAGGCCUGAGCGGGCCAUCGGCCUCCUGUUCAUACAGUUUCAUCCCAGGGGCCGGGCUCCUCCUUCCCACUGGCAUUUUAUACUUGGUGGGGCAUUGUGGCCUGCAGAAGGCUUGGGACUGGUCCUGUAACUGUGUCCCCCCUGAAGGCUGAGUUGGCCAACUUGGGUUAGUCCCAGGUGACAGAAGGGAGAAACCAAAUGAAGCAGAAGAGCCAAUUGCCAAGAUCAGAUCUCGAUCAGUGAAACUUGACAGGAAGAACUUUAAAAAUGCUCAACAGUCUCAAGUGGCUUGAUGUAGGGGCUCCUACCCUGGUGUAGGACAGGCCCACUGCCUCAGCCACUUGGGUCGUGGUUAGUACCAGUUCUCUGAGGAAGACAUGUUGGAGACUGCCAGAAUCCCUGUACAUCGUUUUACGUGCUUGUGUCCAAGUGUGAAUUGUAAAUGGUCUAGUGUUUGCAUUAAACAAAGUGGACUCUUAA